AUGACUUCUGCAUCGCUGCCGCCUCAAGCCCCCAUGACCAACGGCAUUCACAAGAUGGUCAAUGGAGAAGCCGAUGUAUUGUCCUCCUCAAACCCCGCCUCCGCAACACACUCGUUACGAGAUAUCUGCGCCGUCCUCCACGGGCAGGUGGACGCCUUUCUGUCGGCGGCGCCCGAAGACGAUGUGACGAGACGAACACAAAAACAGACGAGAAUAUCCAUGCAAGUAAUAGAGAAGGCGUUGAACGACUACGACUUCCCGGCCCUCUCACUCUCCUACAACGGCGGGAAAGACUGCCUCGUCCUCUUGAUCCUGUACCUCGCCGUCCUGCACACGCACUACUCCAAACCUCCCAAGAACGGCACCCCCAGAGACUUUCCCACCUCGAUCCCCUCCAUCUACGCGAAGCCGCCUGAUCCGUUCCCCGCGGUGUCCGAGUUCGUCGAGUACUCGAGCAAACUAUACCACCUGGAUCUGACGCAUAUCUCGACGAACCCCGGCCCGAGGAAGAAGGAGAGAAGUCACUCGAAUCCGCCUCUCUCGUCGUCUCCAACUCCAACCGCGCUCCCCACUGGGCCGUCUCCCGUACCACCCCCGUCUGCCAAACCGAUCGUAUCCUUCCGCGACGCCUUCGCCCUCUACCUGUCGUCACACCCGCAAGUCAAGGCGAUCUUCGUGGGCACGCGCAGGACGGACCCGCACGGCAGCCAUCUCACGCACUUUGAUCCCACGGACCAUAAUUGGCCCGACUUUAUGCGCAUUCACCCGGUCAUCGACUGGCAUCUCAGCGAGAUCUGGUGUUUCUUGCGGUCUCCGUACCUGACGGACGUGGGCGGGGGCGGGGAGGUGCCUCUCAAGUACUGCCACAUGUACGACGCAGGGUAUACCAGUCUAGGCGGCGUGAAUGACACGGUCAGGAAUCCGAAGUUGCGGUACGUCGACAGCGACGGGCGGGAGAGGUAUAAGCCCGCGUACGAGAUGACAUGGGACGAGGGCGAGAGGCUAGGUCGGGAGUGA
Cladophialophora yegresii CBS 114405 is the source of this 1017-nucleotide messenger RNA. RefSeq lists its product as uncharacterized. Lineage: Eukaryota; Fungi; Ascomycota; Eurotiomycetes; Chaetothyriales; Herpotrichiellaceae. Gene Ontology annotation, biological process: FAD biosynthetic process. Gene Ontology annotation, molecular function: FMN adenylyltransferase activity. The coding region runs from base 1 to 1017 and encodes 338 amino acids. The transcript is spliced from 2 exons. The record is from RefSeq and is a predicted model, not a curated record.